Molecule: messenger RNA, 2415 nt
Organism: Fukomys damarensis (Damara mole-rat)
Lineage: Eukaryota; Metazoa; Chordata; Mammalia; Rodentia; Bathyergidae
Product: pancreatic lipase-related protein 2
Exons: 18
Coding region: 727-2136 (469 amino acids)
Biological process (GO): phospholipid catabolic process
Molecular function (GO): galactolipase activity; protein binding; triacylglycerol lipase activity
Source: RefSeq, a predicted model, not a curated record
GUAUUACUUGGACAGCGUCCUCAACCCCCAUGGGUUCGCUACAUAUCCCUGCACUUCCUACAAGGACUUUGAGUCUGUCCUGGGAGGAAAGGGUGCCUUCAAGAUGACCCAGUCUAUGCCAAAUUAUCUAACCAGGUCACCACCUCCCAGGAGCAGGUCUUCUGGAUCACCAAGCUUCACGUCCCCCUGUGGCACUUCCAGUCCCCCAGCUUCUGUUUCUAAGGAGCAACACCACACCAAGCAAUGCCAUCUUCAAACUCAAAUGCAAGUGAGAGCACAGCAGUCAUCACUUUUGAUGCCUCAGCCCUGUGUGUUUGCAGCAAGAAGGCAACAUGUUGGAAACAGAGCAGCCCUCACCAGAGAUCAGACCUGCUAGCGGCUCCAUCUUGAGCUUCCUAGGUCUCCAGAACUACAACAACGUCCUGUAUUUUGUACCAGCAAUGAGAAAAGUGACAUAGAGGAUAUUCAAGAUCUAAACUAUAACACUGUGAGAGUGCUCAGCACACUCUAGCUACGUAAUGAAUGUGAACAAAGAAAAGAACAUGUGAAUCAUGCACCUGAAGGCACUGACGAAGUACUCGCAGGACUAAAACUAGGAAGGAAAUCAGAGAGGCUGGCCUGGAGGGACAUGCAGAGACCUGGAGAGAGGAGUGCCGAGGGUCAAGUCUGGUUAUAAAAGGCUACAGCAAACCUGCAGGGCACGAGUGGCAGUCCCAGCUCAGCAAAAUGCUGUUCUCAUGGACCAUUGGCCUUCUCCUGCUGGCCACCAUCAGAGGGAAAGAAGUCUGCUAUACACACCUUGGCUGCUUCUCCAAUGAAAAACCAUGGGCAGGGACCCUUCUGCGGCCUGUAAAGAUAUUUCCAGAAUCCCCUGAAAGCAUUAAUACUCGGUUUCUUCUGUACACCAAUGAAAAUCAGAACAACUACCAACUGAUCAAUGCCACUGACCCGGCCACCAUCAAAGCUUCCAACUUCAACCUGGACCGCAGGACCCGCUUCAUUAUUCACGGCUUCCUAGAAAACGGCGAGAAGUCCUGGAUGACAGACUCGUGCAGGAGAAUGUUCCAAGUGGAGAAGGUGAACUGUGUCUGCGUGGACUGGCAGGGCGGGUCUCGGACCAUAUAUGGCCAAGCCACUCAGAACAUUCGCGUCGUGGGCGCUGAGGUCGCUUACUUAAUACAAGUGCUGUCGACGAAGCUGGGGUACGACCCUGAGGACGUGCACAUCAUCGGCCACAGCUUGGGCGCGCACGCGGCGGCGGAGGCGGGAAGGCGACUGCAAGGCCGCCUGGGCAGGAUCACAGGGCUGGAUCCAGCAAAGCCAUACUUCCAGGACACGCCCGAGGAAGUUAGACUGGACCCAUCUGAUGCCAUGUUUGUGGAUGUGAUUCACACAGAUACUGCUCCCCUGCUUCCCUCCUUUGGUUUGGGAAUGAGCCAAAAGGUGGGCCAUCUGGAUUUCUUUCCAAAUGGAGGAGAGGAAAUGCCUGGGUGUAACAAAAAUAUCCUCUCAACCAUCACUGAUCUAGAUAACCUCUUGCAAGGAAUCCGCAGUGUUGUCUCUUGCAACCACAGAAGGAGCCGGGAGUAUUAUUACAGCAGCAUCCUCAACCCUGAUGGCUUCCUGGGCUACCCCUGUGCCUCCUACCAGGAGUUCCAGGAGAAUGGCUGUUUCCCUUGUCCGGCCAUAGGAUGCCCCAAAAUGGGGCACUAUGCUGACCAGUUUAGGGGAGAAACCAGUGCUGUGGAACAAACCUAUUUUCUGAACACAGGAGAUAGUGGUAACUUUACUUGUUGGAGGUAUAAGGUAUCAGUCACACUAUCUGGAGAAAAGGAUCUGAGAGGGUACAUCAUGAUCUCUUUGUUUGGAAAAAAUGGAAACUCAAAACAGUAUGAGAUUUUCAAGGGAGCCCUCAAACCAAGUUCCAGGCAUACACAUGAUAUUGAUGUGGACUUCAAUCUUGGAGAAAUCCACAAAGUCAAGUUCCUGUGGAACAACAAUGUGAUAAAUUUCUUUCAGCCCGAACUGGGAGCUUCCCAAGUCACAGUACAGAGUGGUAAAGAUGGGACCGAGUAUAAUUUUUGCAGCAGUGACACUGUGCAAGAAGACGUCUUACAGACUCUUUUCCCUUGUUGAAAGCACGGUGCAGCUUUUGUCUCUUGGUGAUAAUAAAUUGCUGAACGCACUUGGUCUGAGGUUGAGGUGUUAUUUGGACCUUCUCCAUGUUCUAGAGUCAUGUUUGGGAAGUGAUUAUUGAACUUGGAACCAAAUUUUCUCCAGGGAUGCCUGGAAUCUUCCACCCACCCACCUCCGCCAUGUGGCUCUCUUCCAGGACUUCAGAGAUUCCACUGAUAGACACUCGGGGUGUAGAUGGUGGAACCCGUUGAGGAACGUGGAGGUGGCUUCCAGAAUUAU